CGUCCCUACUGCACGACUUCUCGGCUCCCGCGCUUGCAAGAAGUCCUCUAGCUCCGCGGAGCCAACCCAGCGAUCCUAACAUGGCCACCAGUCCCCUCCGCUCCUCCUCUCUGGGCGCGUCCGGCCUCGGCGCAUCUUGGGUAUUGUAGUUCUAGCGAAAGCCUUGGCGUCCUUUGAGGACGCCAGAAGACUACAAUUCCCAGAAUGCAUCGCACCCUAGCAUGGCUAUUGGGGCUGCUCGGACAGAGGGAUGAUGUCAUUGCAAAAACCCCACUGCAUUCAUUGUGCUACGAUCUACCCACCCCCUGCUGCCGCUGGGCUUGCUAUUGCCGCUCGCUCCAGCUGAGCUCAGAGUAGCAGCAGCACCAGGGCAGGGACUGACUCCAGCCCUUGGACUUAGGACAUCGCCGCACCUUCCUUUGCGUGCGUGACUCCUUCGCACAUCAUUUCUGUUUAUGCCUGGGGUGGGGAGAAAAAUCCCAAACCAGCUGUGUAAAUGAGUAUGGAAGAUUAUGAUUUCCUGUUCAAAAUUGUUUUAAUUGGCAACGCUGGUGUGGGGAAGACGUGCCUAGUCCGACGAUUCACUCAGGGUCUUUUCCCCCCGGGUCAAGGAGCCACAAUUGGAGUGGAUUUUAUGAUAAAGACAGUGGAGAUUAAUGGUGAAAAAGUCAAGCUCCAGAUCUGGGACACUGCAGGUCAAGAGAGAUUUCGGUCCAUUACCCAGAGCUAUUACCGAAGCGCCAAUGCCCUGAUCCUUACCUAUGACAUUACCUGUGAGGAAUCCUUCCGUUGCCUUCCUGAGUGGCUGCGGGAGAUAGAACAAUAUGCUAGCAACAAGGUCAUCACUGUGUUAGUAGGCAACAAGAUUGACCUGGCUGAAAGGAGAGAGGUCUCCCAGCAGAGAGCUGAAGAAUUCUCAGAAGCUCAGGACAUGUAUUAUCUAGAGACCUCAGCCAAAGAAUCUGAUAAUGUGGAGAAACUCUUCCUUGACUUAGCAUGCCGACUCAUCAGUGAGGCCAGACAGAACACACUGGUGAACAAUGUAUCCUCACCUUUACCUGGAGAGGGGAAAAGCAUCAGCUAUUUGACUUGUUGUAAUUUCAACUAAAGGCUGAAGUGAGGAAAAGCAAAAGGAAUCAGCAGCUGCCCUGAUAGGCCACAAGUUGCUGGAGAGAUCUGGCGAUGACUGUGGCUCCGGCUCUCGGACCUUCUGACUCCUGUGGGCUCCUGAGCUUACAAAGCGUGGCAGGCUAAGGGCCUUGUCCACAGGCCAGCAUUAGCAGAACACAUAAUGGUUUUACCCUUUUGCAGUCUGGAGUUGGAGCAAGGAGAAAAUUGCACUAGGCACUCCAUGAUCUGCAGAGCAUGUUGCUUUUGUUUUUUUAAUAAGCAAGUAAAAGCGCAUUCCUGACACAGCCCAGGGGGAAAUGUACUGUAGGGAUCCCUCCUGCACGUUAGUGGGUGCAUGUGGGGCUGUUGUUCAAGGGCUUCAGUGGUAAUCUUCUAGUGGCCCUGGUGUUCUUGUCUACCAGAUAAACCAAAACUGGGAAGGCAAGUACUGUCUCUAUGGUGCAUAUUGAUGACCCCAUGGAGAUUUUGAAAAGUGUUACUUCUUUUGUCCACAGGCACUUUCAAAAACUUUGGGAUGUAAAACUGAAAUGAAACCUUUACCCGUGACCAACAGUAACAAUCAUUGUUUUAAUAAUAUGUAUAAGCUCCAUGACUCCUUUUGGUGCUAAUGAUUCCACUAUUUCACAGACCAAACAUUUUAGUAUAACAAAUGUCCUUAAAUGUAUUACCUAGAAAUAAAAAAAUAAGGAAGUCCAUGAAUCAGAACUCUUUUUCAAAGUCUCAUUACUACCUUUUCUAGGAUAGAUUUGUUGGAAAAGACAAUACUUUUUCUUUCAUGUUCCCCUUUAAAUCUCUUCUUUAAAUUUUCUUCUAUUCUCUCAUCUUUCCUGACCUUUAAGUAAACAAAAGUUUGAAAAAUGAAAAAAAUACAAAUGGUUGGCAUUCUAAAAUAAAAGAUUAGUUCUAAGGAGUAGUAUGGCAAAACAGACCAGAUAUGACCAAAUACUGUGGAUUAAUGGACUGCAAAGCAGGGUUCCAAGCAGAGCACAGUCCUUGAUAACAGGUCACAUCUUUUACUUCCUGGUACUAGCCUUCUUGGGUAAACCAAGUCUUAGGAUUUUAUAGGUAUUUUUAGUAUGAUAAGUGAGAAUAGCAGCAGAUGAAAAGUCUCACAAAUAAUUUUUGUAUCUUCAAUAACCUUAGAAAAAUUCUGCUUGUAGAAGCAGGUUGAGCUGUCAUUUAUCAUCUCUUUAUAAUGUUACUCUCAGACUCAUGACCAUACAUGGUUUCCUGCUUCUUUCUCUUUUCCUCUCUUUCCUGGUCUCUCCUUUUGGUCCUUCUUUUCUUUUUCCCUGCCCUCCUGCUUCCCUCCCAUCUUGAUUCGCAUGCAUUACUGCAAAUCUCCAAUUCAAAUGGAGGUAUAUAUGCCUUUUCUUAGCCAAUUUUAAAACAGGAUCAAAGUGGAAGAUAUUUUGUUGAAUAUGUGUUCCUGUUUCUUCAGUGCCAUACUUUGAAUUCUUCCAAUUUGUUCACUGAUAUAAAUCCAAAUUGGGAAAACAAUUAAACCUGUAUGCCGUUGAUGCUGUCAGAUGUUUCUGUAGCCUGCUGCUUAGCAUAAGUGGGGGGUGAGUAGUAGAGUUUGGAUGUGAUAUGUAAUUCUGCUGUUGCUGUAGAUGGUGACAGUAUUGGACCUGACACAUUGGUAUCUGAAAGCUAUUUAAUUGUAAAGUAAUGAGUUAUACAGUUCACAGUACUGAUAAAACAUUUCUAACUUUUCUCUAGCAGAUUUCAGAAUGACCAACCUCUUACACAGGGGAUUAUAUAUAUUGUUUAGGGACUGAUACAUCUAAUUGGCCUCACUGUGUUUUUCCUGGUUGUAUGGGAAAGAGGAAAGAGAUCCCAGAAGUUUGAAUUAUCUCUUUUAGAAUCUCUAUAGGAAAGAAAAAUCAUC
Molecule: messenger RNA, 3022 nt
Organism: Heterocephalus glaber (naked mole-rat)
Lineage: Eukaryota; Metazoa; Chordata; Mammalia; Rodentia; Bathyergidae
Gene: Rab30
Product: RAB30, member RAS oncogene family
Biological process (GO): Rab protein signal transduction
Molecular function (GO): GTP binding; GTPase activity
Source: RefSeq, a predicted model, not a curated record